Messenger RNA from Mobula hypostoma (lesser devil ray), 12593 nucleotides. RefSeq names its product pleckstrin homology domain containing, family M, member 3 (gene plekhm3). NCBI's taxonomy places the organism in Eukaryota, Metazoa, Chordata, Chondrichthyes, Myliobatiformes, Myliobatidae. The record is from RefSeq and is a predicted model, not a curated record. The transcript has 11 exons. The coding region runs from base 1623 to 3851 and encodes 742 amino acids.
GUGUCACUUUCAAAACUGACCAUUUUAAUUGAGGUACUAAAAGACUAUAGGGAUGGAGAUAUGAAAGUGAAAAACUGCUGGAGGAACUCGCGGGUCAGGCACUAUAUGUGACGACAAAUUGAUGUUUGAUAUUUAGGGUUAACACCUGCACCGGGAGUUUUGAAAACAUGAAAGAUCCCUUGAAGUACCUCAUUUUCAAGCGGAAUUAGCUUUCUCCAUGUAAAUUUUAAUCUAGAAAAAGGAAAUGAGCAGAAUUUUCAUAAUUACGAUAGUAAAAUGAGCAGGUUGUACAAGAAAAGUCCUUUCACUAAGUGAAUCCGGACGACGCCUCUUGCUCAAGCGGACCUUUUGUCUGGCGCUCUGUUAAUCCAGCCCGAGCAGGGAGGAGGAUUUGCGGUGUGGCACUCGAGCCGUGGGGAGUGUGUAACCGUGUUUUGGGCAGUGGUGGAGGCGGCUGAUGAGUCAGAGCCGGCAGGAUGAACAUUAGCGAAACCUGGAUGUUUAAAUGUUAGGAUGAUGGACAGCAAAUCAAAAAUAACUGUAAGGAAAUGUACUGAAGGGGGAUCUUGGUGGAGGAGAGAAGAACAGGAACAAUUUUGGAUAAAGAAUGACCUUGUGGGGACCAAGCUAUUAUGGAGUUAUUGAGUGAUGCAGAUCAGAGGCAACAGCCAUACAGGACUUGCUACUGGAUCUGUGCAGCAGAGCCGAACACAACUGGGCUGGGAUGUUGGAAGAGAAUUCCUAGAACUUGGGGUGCAGCUGCCUGUCUCAACAGAAAGUUUUGGAAACAUUAAAAGCAGUUAUACUUCUGGGAUGAACCAGUUUCACCUGUCAAACAUACCUGACAUGAAAAAACAGUGGAAAAAGGGCUAUAACGUGCUUUCGUUGCAGACAUCAGAGUUAAACUUUUGAGAAGCAAGACCACAAAAGGCAGCCUGGGAAUAUUUUUACUGAUGGUAAACUGUCAAUUAGCCAUCAUUUUCCUUUAGGAACAUAUGUGCAACUUGUGUGAUGCAGGUUAGAUAACUAGUCAUAUGAGCAGUAAUCUAUAAGCAAGUACUUCACUUGUUCUGUGACAGCAUAGUUCCUGAGAAUUCAAGUCUUAUUAACUUACUACACUAUUAACAUGCUAGCAGAUCAACAAAUUGUUGCUUUGGUUGCACAUUAGGAGCUUCUAAAAGAAGAUAAAACAUGAGAUCUCUUUUAUAUGGUGAUAGGAAUAUUUUGUUUUUGUUGUUAACAUUUUAGAUGUAUUUUUGAUCACUUUACUCCACAAUAUUUGUCUUCUCAACUGCUAAGUGUAAUUAAUCUUUUGAACAUAGUAAGAGAACCACUAACUCUUUGUUUGCAUAGGUUUGAGCUGUCAGAAUGGCAUAACUUGAUUUUUGUUCUUCGUGGAUUGAAUAGUGUGGAAACACAGAAUGAAAUGUACAGCCCAUAAAUGACUCAUAGUGGCAUCAUACAGAUGGGUCAGAAGACUCGAAUAUUAAAACACAGAUUUUUUAAUGUUUGUGAAAUCUUUUAAAAGGAAAAGAUCUGCUGAACUUCGAUUCAUAUAUUUUGUAAUCUCUCUAACCAGACCAUUUAGGCCAAUUGAACUGUUGGUAGCUCUGUAGUGGCUAAUGGAAGCACUGGAAGCAGAUGACAUCAGCCCUGCUUUGGAAGCCACUGAAGAGUUCUUUCUUUACAAUGGCAUUGAUGACCAAAUAGGAUAUGCUGAUCAUCCAAAGCAUGAAGUGUAUGGCAUCCAGGAGGUCCCAGUGGUAAUUGGACAUGAAAUUCUUAAGAUGAGAAAUGAGAAACUGCAGCAGAAAGAUGGCACCAAAGCUGCAGCUCAAAAACUGAGCACAUUGGAGACAACAAAACAAAUAGACAUAAGGAGUAAUGCACUUAACAGAAAACCUGUUAGCAUAGCCAGUGGACCUAAACAGGAAAGGGCUGAUGGUUUGGGCAUUGAAAGUUCCUUCAUCUCAAAUGGUUAUGAUGCCAUUUACACCAGGAGGGACAACCCAGUUGAAAAUGGGUCAACCAACAGGCCACUGCUCUUACGAUCGCAGUCCGACAUCAUUCCAUCACGCAACGGGUUGCAAACUAGCACAGCACCAGUUCGUUACCUGCUGAACUUCAAUUUACCUCUCCCCAACGCUGCCACCUCAUUUGAUAAAGAAAGACGCUUUGUAAUGAGCACUCGCAUGAAAGGUGAUCCUCAGCCAUCCAGUCGUGAAGUCCUGAAGAAGGGAUAUCUGGUGACGAGACAAGAUCGGAGUGGCCCUUGGAAACAGUGUUACGUGGAGCUUUAUCCAAAAGAGCUGUGCUUGUACAGUGCAGAGGCUGGGAAUGACUGCCAUCUUUGCAGUGUGUUCUACCUGAGCUGCUGCGAAAGCAUCACCAUAUCAGCCAUUUCUGGUGAUCGGGUCCUGGAAAUCCUUUUUUCCAACAGUGCAUGGCUACAAUUGCAAGCAUGCUCCACCUGGGAGGCUGAAGACUGGAAGCAGAACCUUCUGAAGCGAGCACAUGACCUACGUCAGCCACAGAUCUUGGGUUUGCCAAAUAGAACCCAAGAGGCACCACUUCCUGGCUGGCGUCCUGGAACUUGCCAAGUUGAAUCAAUUCAGUCUAAAAUCCUUUCCCUGCCCACAGACGGCAUAAUUCGGGUCGGAUUACUUCAUAAACUGAUCUCUCAGGAUCACUGGAACUCUUACACCUUUGUCCUUAGCCAAAGUGAACUAAAGUGCUUUCGAUCUAAUGACCUAGUUGAGGAGCCCUUGAUGUCUUACAAGAUCAAUCAAUGCCUUAGUGUUGAGCCAGAAGUCAUGAUAGGCUCUGUUUCCCGCCUUAAGCUGGCUUUCCCCAAAGAGGUGCUCACUCUUAUGGCAGACACACAACAGGAGCUUCAAGAGUGGACUGAGGCAAUCAAGGCAGUGACUGACUCCACGUUAUUGUCCAAUUGCUCUGGCCACUUCUCAUCAAAGGAUCUGCGGCCAAAAGAGACAAAUUCUGAAGGUGUGCGGGUGUGCAGGAAUAAACGGUACUCUGUGACCAGCAGCUUUCUCAGUCUUCUGACGGUGAUAACAGUGGAGAAGGGGCUCACAGCUCAGAGCUUCAGGUGUGCAGGAUGUCAGAGACCAGUGGGUUUGACCUAUGGGAUUGCCAAGGUGUGUACCUACAGUGGGUGGUACUAUUGCCAAGCUUGUCACGUGGAUGAUCUGUUUCUGAUCCCUGCUCGACUGGUUCACAACUGGGACACCACAAAACACAAGAUUUCAAAGCAAGCAAAAGAGUUCUUGGAGUACAUCGCUGAAGAGCCGCUUAUUGAUAUCCAGCAGGAUAAUCCGUGCCUGUAUGAACAUGUGGAUGCUUUGGCAACAGUCCUCCGUUUGCGCCAGCAGCUCAAGUCGCUGAGAGCAUACCUGUUCAGCUGCAGAGCUUCUGUGGCAGAAGAUUUGCGUCGAAGAAUCUUUCCCAGGGAAUAUAUUCUGCAGCAUGUCCAUUUGUACUCCUUGGCUGACCUUCAACAGGUCUUCGAAGGCAAACUUGCUCCAUUCCUCAUGAAGAUCAACAAAUUUGCCAGUGCCCAUGUGUACAGUUGUAGCCUUUGUAGCCAGAAAGGCUUUUUCUGUGAGAUCUGUAACAGUGGGCAAAUCAUCUAUCCCUUUGAAGGAACCACCACCACAAGGUGUGAGAUCUGUGGAGCAGUUUUCCACAUUGAAUGCAAGUCGAGGAAUGUUCCUUGUCCCCGCUGUGUGCACAGGGAGCUGAAGAAGAAGCCACAAUCUUUCUGGAGCAAACUAGACUUUGAUGACAACUUUGAGCUUUGCAAUGCAUUUGAAUUUUCUUAUCCAACCACUUGAUGUGCAGGGCAGAUUUAAGUCGGUGUGGUAUUCUUUCAUCACUUAAGAAAUAGAACAGGCUGCAUUUUGAUCCCCACAUACGUACAGUAACAGAAUAAACUGAGAGAGGAUAUUAACACAAGGUGUAGGAGUUUAAAAAAAGAGUAGCAUAGAGUGCACUCAGUCUUCAUAUUUAAGCACACGCUAUAGAUUGUAAUUUUAGACAUACACUUUGAGAGUUUGUUGCUUUGUCUAUUUGUGCAAUUCAAAAACCAUCUCCUUUGUAAAGACAAGUGAAAACAUGAGCAAAAUAACUGGACUUGUUUCCAGUGAAUGUACAGAAAUCCUUUGAGGACAAGUUAGCAUUCUUAUUCUGAGUCGGUGUACUGAGGUCACUUUGCUGUGGUCGGUUUCUUGGGUUUGGAUAGGGUGCAUUCCUAAACUGCAGUGGACACUGCAUUGCAUCACACUUUGUAACCCUGCCUAACUCUGUAAACAUUUGCUACAAACAUUGAUUGGCAAAAGUGGACAACAUGUUCAUUCCCCAGUGCCAUUACUCUUCACCUCUGCACGUCUGUCCUCACCGCAGAACAACAGGUAUUUAGUAUGUAGACAAACCACCAAUGUUAUAGUUUGUCUUUCUGUUUUAACAGUGGCCAUCAAAAAUUUAUUCCUUAUUGCCUGCUGGCUGCGUAUUACUGGAGGGAAGGUAUUUAAAUAAGAACGUUAGUUUUCCGUUGUGCUUUUAAAACGAAUCUGUUGCUCCAUUGGUUCAACAAUUGCUACAUUUUUUGUUUAAGUUGUUUUCAUCCAAGGAGUAUAUUUUUAUGGACAUUCCCACCUUUGGAUAUGAAGGCUGUAGAUAUUCUGGGACAGCAUUCAUUUCGGUCAACUGGUGGAGGAGCAACACGCUGAGCUUAGGUUCUGACUAGGCCAACUCCAGCAUGUCACAAGUAUUCAUAAGCAGACAUAAGUGCCACUGGAGACCCUAACAAUCAUGUGAUUGUAACACAAGUUUAAGAGGAGAAUUCCUGGCUCCUUGUAGGGAUCAUUGGGAUUUCUUUCAACUAGUGCUUACCAGCUUCAUAGCAUUUUGGGGGGUUUUGUUUUCUGGGACGUGAAAAGAAAUGAGCUGCAGUGUUUCCAUUUUGUUCUGUUGCAUAUUAAAAAGGUUGUGCACGUCAGUCAAGCCCCUAAGUUCUCCCAGGCUCUGAUCCCCUCGGCAUCCUGAGGAAAGCUGGUUAAAUAACAUCAAACAUCACAAACUAGAAGGCGAAGUUUGGUUCAGUGAGCAAUGGGAAAGAAUUAAGCUCUUCACGACCAAAAGCACGAGCAGGAAAAGGGAAGACCUUGAAAUAAAAACACACAAAAAUGUGAGAAAUACUCCAUGUCGUAUGUGGAGGAGCUAUUAAUGAAGGGUCCUCUGCCUGGAAUGGAAACUCUGUUUCUAUCUCCACCAACGUUGCCUGAUUUUCUGACUACUUGCAUCAUUUUGGAUUUCCAAACACCAUGAUGUUUUGCUUUUGUAUAAAGGCGAGAUCUUAAUAAAAGAUCUUAAUAUAAGGUUAGAGCAAAAUGUUAAUAUAGUUAACUUGAGCAUAUUUACACAUACUGCCAGUUAUUGACAUACAUGGAGCUCAUGGAUAGUGUUUAGAGCUGCACAAUAACUAGGCAAAGUAAGUUGCAGCCAGUGCACCAUGAGUAGAAAACACUGUGACUGGGGGUUAUGUCUUUUGAGGAGGAAAAUUAACAUUAUAUUGGAGUAGACCUCUUGGGGAGCAGUACUAUUUCAGGCAUACUAAGGGAGCGAAUGGAUACCUUUUUCUCGGCUGUUCUCUAGAAUUGAGUGUUUUGGACAAAGUUGUGGACCACUGACGAGGUCCUUCUGCGCCUAAUACAAAGUGUUUCAGAUUUUCCUCUACCCUCACCACCCACAUGAGUCUGUUGCCACAUAAGGCGCAUUUGUCUCUGUCAGUGUCACUUAAGGUUUGUGUGGAAGGAAAGUUUUUUUAGAAGAAACUAACAAUUUAUAAAGAGAAUUUUAGUUGUAUUUUGGCAUACAGUGAGCAAAGGGUUGUUUUAAGCAUGCUUGGAGAAAACAAUUACUUCUGACCUGACAGCUUGUGCCACAGUCAUGCUGUGUGUGAGUAUGAGAUGUGAUCUUGUGUAUAUGAUUUAGAUCUAGUUUUCCCUUGAGGAAGGUUUCCAGUUCUGAGACAGGCCACCAUUUUUUCCCCUUGCAACUGUGCUCAGCUGCAUGUGUGUUUGCGUACAAUUGCGGUGUGGUGUAUUGGGGGUUAAUGUGUCUCCAAAAGUGAGAAACAGAAGUGAUUGUACAUUAAAGUUUGGUGGGGAGGAAACAAAAGCAGGUUUUUGAGACAGUUUCUGUACAUCAUGUUGCAAAGUUACUUCUAAAGCCCUGAGGGGUGAUUGCACCUCAUUGGCAUGUAUGCUGUUAUCUGCCUCAGAACCUGGACAACUGUCUCACUGCCUAUUUCAGUCUGAUAACAUUACUUCUAAUCUCUCCUCUCCGACUGUGUCACAAGACUUAACUUCUAAUCAAUAUUUCUGCAUUUUCUGUUGAUGAAUGGGAGCUGCAUCAGGCACACAUAAGCUGUUAUCAUUCUUCAGAUACCUACUGCAAUUGUAGAACAUUCUACUUGAAUCCUGUUGCUUUUUAUAAUAUUAUAUAUUUAUGUAUAUAAAUCGUGCAAAAUUAUCCUGAGAUUGAUUUUUGUAUAGCUGAAGCCUAUAAAGUCAUCUAGAAAAUAAUAAAGGUAUGAAAUUCCACUGCAGUUUAACUGUGCUUUUAAGACAAGUGAACCAAAGGAAUCUGGUUUUAGUCACAAUGAGGUUAAGAGUAUGAUGAUUGGACUUAGUUUCCCAUAAGAGAAAAGUCCUUACUAACAUGCAAUCUGAUGGCAUGAAAGGUUGUAAUCAGAGCGCAUGGUUUUAAGAUGGUUAUUAAAAGAUCUGGGAUGAAACUCCUUUUUUAAAAAAAUGCUUUCUUCUAUUCUGGAAGUCACUACCUUUCCCAAUGAGCCACAGCACUUUUCUGCCAGUCAAUUCUCUUUGAAGUGUGGUUGCUGUUGUAAUUUAGGAAACACCAGUUAAUUUGGCCAUAACAAGUUCUCCCAAUCAGCAAAAUGUUAAAGAUCAGCAUUGUUUGACAUUUUGAUGCCCUAUUCAGAGCACUGUCAUGAAAAGAGAUCACUAGCUAGACAAAGAAAAAGAUUUAAAGGUGUGCCCAAAGCUUCCUUGAAAAUAUCCGGUCUUCCCACUUGCUCCUGGGAACUCCUGGCUUUUGACCACUGAAAGUGGAUGAGGGGUACUGAGGAUAGCAUCAAGAAUCUCGAGACAUUGAUUUGGGAGCAUAUGAAAGCUCAGCGUAUAUUGUAGAAUGCAUGCACUACUCUGUAAACUAACCACCUACUUCUGACAAGGAAUCUGUAGUUCCUACAUUGGUCUUGUCAGAUAUUUAAGGAAGUCAUCCUCGGUUGCAAGGUCCUGCUUAAGAAGAUUUAGUGGGAGAACAAGAACUGACACAAUUGCACUUCAAUUUGUUAUCGCAGGAUCUGUAUUCACCUGUGCGAGUAAUCUCAACUUCAUUAAUUUCCAAAUGACACCAUCCACACAGUAUAUUUGUUCAUCCACGGGAGAUGAGUUUCACUGCCAAUUAUUGUCCAUUCCUUGCUCCUGAACUGAGAAGGCAGUUUCAGAAUCAAUCACAUUGGUGUCUGGAGUUGAAAAUAGGCCAGGUGGGAUAAGAAUUGGAUUUGGUUUAUUAUUGUCUCACAUACUGAGAUUCAGUGAAAACUUUGCUGUUCAUAUAGAUCAAAUUGCACAGUGCAUUGAUGUAGCACAAGCUAAGUGAAAACAACAAUACAGAAUAAAGUGCAACAGCCACAGAUAAAGAGCAGUGCAGGUAGACAAUAAGGUUCAAGAAUUGAUUGUGAGAUCCUCAGAUUGUUGUAUUGUACUAGGGAACCAUUCAAUAGUCUUAUAACAAUGGAGUCAGAAUGAUUGUUGUGAUGCAUUUAGUGUGGUAGUGUAGUGGCUAGUGCUUGUCGCUCUCACUUUCUGCUUUCACCACUGGCUAGCAGUCUUGGGAAAAGGUGAGCUGAAUGUGUAAGUCUCUCCCUGCCAGUACAUAGCCUCUCCAACAGCAAGCCUCAUGUAGUGCCACCUUGCUGGCGACACACGGAAACUGAAUUCCUUUUGGACUCAGGCUGAACUACAGAAGACGGGGAGCAGGUCUGGCCUCUGAACACGUAGCACGCAGGCCCACGGGUGUGUGGACAUACUCUAGUGCUCGUGAAUCAGAUCCCCAGCUACAGGUAAAUAGCCUUGUGGGCAGCCUUGGGAGAGACAAAGGCUGUGAGAGUAAACCCCAACAGCAAAUCUGGAGUGGAGUCCCUAGGGCGGCUGGACAUUACUGAACUCCUUCAUUAGCUUUACUUUGGAUUACAGGCUGAGAGGGGGAUCUUGACGACUAGGCAUCUCAGCCUCUCCAUACCUUCCGGCCAGACUUGUGAUGAUAAUCAUCAUCACCCAUUGUCCUUCAAGACAAACGGAUGCCAACCAAAAGCUGUCCUUGAGCCUGGUGUUUUCAGGCUUUUGUACUUUCUGCCCAAUUGGAGAAAAGAGAAUGUGGGUGGGGUCUUUUAUUAUGCUGACUGUUUUACUGAAGCAGCAAGAAGAGUGGACUCUUAGAGCGGAGGCUGGUUUCCAUGAUGAGUUGUGUCCACAACACUAUCAUUUCUUGUGGUUACAGACAGAGCAGUAACCAUAUCAAGCCGUGAUUCAUCUGGAUAGGGUGCUUCCUAUAAUGUGUUGAUUAAGAGUUGGUGAGGAUCAAAGGGGACAUGUCAAACGUGUUUAGCCUCCUGAGGAAGGAGAGGCAUCAGCGAGCUUUCUUAACUGUGGUGUCAACAAGACUGCAGAAGCUGGAAAUCUAGAGUAACAAAAGAAAAUGCUGGGAAUAAAACUCAACAGAUCAGACAGAUUCUGUGGAAAGAGAAAUAGGGUCAAUGUUUCAUGUCUGAGACCGUUUUGUCAAAACAAGUGGUUAAAUACGUUGGACAAUUCAGCCUGAUGAAUCCAUACUGACACCAUGCAAGAUGAAUCCAGCUAAUUCCACUCCUCUACCUGCCUUGAAAUUAAAUUGAAUUGACUUUAUUUUUUACAUCCUUCAUAUACAUGAGGAGUAAAAAUCUUUACAUUACUUCUCUGUCUAAAUGUGCAAUGUGCAAUUUAUAGUAAUUUAUAAUAAAUAAUAUGUACAACUGGAUAGUCAGUAUAACAUAGAAAUACAAUUGUAGCAACUUGGAUUGAUCAGUCUGAUGGCCUGGUGGAAGAAGCUGUCCCGGAGCCUGUUGGUCCUGGCUUUUAUGCUGCAGUACCGUUUCCCGGAUGGUAGCAGCUGGAACAGUUUGUGGUUGGGGUGACUUGGGUCCGCAAUAAUCUUUCGGGCCCUUUUUACACACCUGUCUUUAUAAAUGUCCUGAAUAGUGGAAAGUUCAGAUCUCACUGUUACCAUCAGGUAGGAGGUACAGAAGUCUGAAGGCACACACUCAGCGAUUCAGGAACAGUUUCUUCCCCUCUGCCAUCCGAUUCCUAAAUGGAUAUUGAAGCUUUGGACACUACCUCACUUUUUUUAAUAUACAGUAUUUCUGUUUUUGCACAUUUUAAAAAAUCUAUUCAAUAUAUGUGAUUGAUUUAUUUGUUUAUUUAUUAUUAUGUUUUAUUUUACUUAUUUUUUUUUCUCUCUCUCUGCUAGAUUAUGUAUUGCAUUGAACUGCUGCUGCUGCUAAGUUAAAAAAUUUCACAUCACGUGCCAGUGUUAAUAAACCUGAUUCUGACAGAUGUGCCGGGCAGUCCUCUCCACUCUCUGCAGAGUCUUGCAAUUGAGGGAAUUAGUUCCCAUACCAGGCAGUGAUGCAGCCAGUCAGGGCGCUCUGUAGAAAGUUUUUAGGAUUAAAAUAGCCUUGAAAUUAAAAGUUAGCCCAUAGCCCUAGAAUUUUCCUUCUCCAGCAUCCUAUCGGAAUUUACCAUUGAAUCUCCCUCCACUACUCCCCCCAACAGAUGCUAUGCAUGUGUUUUCAGAAAGAAGUUUUCUCACCAAAUGAACACAGUGGCACCAGUGGUAUAGCCAUAACCUUAUGGCUAAGAUGAUCUGGGUUCAUCCCUAUCCUCUGGUGCUACUUGUGUGCAUGGGCAGCAUAAAAAGCAAUUUAAUGAAGAGCAAUAGUUUCCUGGUAGUCGGUAUGAACUCACUAUGCCAAAAGGCCUGAUUGUACAGGUAUAUUCUCCAUGUGUCCUUUGUUAAUCUUCCCUCCCCAUCAUCUUCAGUUUAGAUGCCCCUUCCCAUUGCUGUACACUCUGCUCGCACACAAUUGCAUGGCCAUAUUGUCAAGUUCACCAACGACAUGACAGUGGUGGGGCUUAUCACCAAUAAUGAUGAGAUGGCCUACAGAGAGGAAGUGGAAGAGAUCAAGGCCUUGUGCUGGGCAGAUAUCCUCUUCCUCAAUGUCAACAAGACAAAGGAAAUGGUUAUGAACUUCAGGAGAACUCGCACUACUCACACCUCUCUUCACAUCGGCGGCCCAGCAGUGGAAAUUGCAAACUGUUUCAAUCUCCUGGGAGUGCACAUCUCAAUCAACCUCUCAUGGCCCCAGAACACAUCCUACACAAUCAAGAAAGCUCACCAAUGCCCCUACCUUCGGAGGAGGCUGUAGAGAGCUGGACUCUGCACAUAAAUACUCAUAACCUUCAACGGAGGCGCAAUAGAGAGCAUCCUAACAUCCUGCAUCACUGCAUGGUAUGAAAACUGCAAUGCGGCAGAUGGGAAUCUAAUUUAGUCAUAGUAGUCAUAGUCAUUUGAGCUGGGGAUUCCCUUCAUGAAACACAAUGGACAUAUUUUCCCUCCAAGCAAAUAGGGAGAGCAACAUUAACUAUUAGACAAGGCUUUUUUUAGGUAUUACAAACCCAACAGAGUACUACUAUGCAGAAUCCUCUGCAAAUUGUGUAGUCAAAACUGCCCAACGCAUCAUCAGCACCAGCCUACCUACCAUCACGGACAUAAAAGGUGCUGGAUAAAAGGCUAGCAAUAUCAUGAAGGAUCCCACCGACCCUGCUCAUGGACUGUUUGUCCCAUUCCCAUCAAGGAGAAGGCAAUGUAGCGUCCAUGCCAGGACCACCAGUCUCAAAAACAGUUACUUUCCCCAAGCAGUAAGGCUGAUCAACACCCCCACCCACUAACCCACCCCUCCCCACCCCCAACCACCACUGCUUUAUCAUUUCCUGUCAGUCACCUUGUGUACAGGUACUCCUGAACCUAGUGUCGCCUUAUGGACAAACAAUUGAUCUAUGCAUAUAAGCUAUCUCAUGAAAUUAUACUGUAUUUAUUGUGUUUUUAUUACUGUUCUUUAUCUUAUUGUGGGUUUUUUGUGCUGCAUCAGAUUCAGAGUAAUUCAUCUGCACACUCAUGUACUGGAAAUGAUAUUAAACAAUUUUGACCUUGAUCUCAUCCCUGGAAUAAUUUUGGUGGAUCUGCACUGCAUCGUCCCUGGAAGCCUUAUAGCAAAUUUCCUGAAGUGCAAUGCGCAGAACUGGGGGCAAAAAUUAAAUUGCACCAAACCAGUGUUUCAUCGCAACUUCCUUGCUCUUGUACUCCGUCUCCAUUUUGCGGAUGUGAGAAGUGAGGCCAGUUCCCUUGAAUCAUCAGUGAAUGAAUAUAUGAUGACUUGGAGAUCAGCUUCUGAAUGUAUGCACAUGCAAGUCCUGUCCACAUGCUGUAGCUGUACUGAAUUUGAAUGGCUCUGUUUGAGAGAGUGUUAACUUCAGUCGAAUGUCUUCCCAUUCACCCUGUAGAGCAUCUCCACUCUGGCGAGAAUCUACCUUGAGCUGCGGAGUCCCUUGAAGAAACACACUGGACAUAAUUUUCACUCCAAGCAAAUAGGGAGAGCAACAUUAACCAUGAGACGAGGACUUCUUAGGUAUUACAAACUCAACAGAGUGCAACAAUGCAGAAUAAAACUAUGUUGCUAUCAGAAAAUUUGUCUCUCUUCAAUGUCUGAUUGGUUGGAAGCUGUAUUUCAAGCCGCCAGGUCUAUGAAGAACCAGGCGCUGAUAAGUUGAGAACAUCACUUCAAAUCUGUUCUUAGCUGAAGUUUCCCUUAGUAUUGGACUACUGUGCUGAUCUGUACAGAGUUUGUUGCCAGUCCACAGUUGUGAAUCCACAACUUACAAAAUAAAAGGCAAUAGUGCUACCGACUGAACCGUAUCUGACAACUUAGAGCAAACUGCAGUGCCUCAUUUCCAUCAGAAUGUUUUUUUUAUUACAUUAGGAUUGAUUGAUUCAUUAUGAGCAGCAUUUCUAUCAGAGCUGCUUGCACUCUUCACUUAUGGAAGCUAAGUGUUUUGGACAUAUUGUACUCAUUCCCAUAGCCUGACUUCAACCCCACCCCCAACCCACUGGCCUCCAAUUCUUCUCUCACAAGUACCAGGGCAUUAGAGCUCUCAACGUGCUGCCAACCUUCAAGUAGUCAGAGGGGGAAAUGCCUCAAUUCUCCCUGUUUAACUCGUAGGACUUCAUGUAAACAGUAAUCAGUUUGUUGUUGCCACGUCCAGCUUGUUUGCUGGAAUGAUUUUAUGGAGGAUCUCACAAAUUAAACCUGAGCGGCCUUGGUGCCUCGUUGUCACUUCCAAUUAGUGCAUUGUCGAGCUGCACAAUGACAUCGCUAUAGCAAACGCAGUGGGGGC